AUGGCAAAUACACGCCGCAUGCUCGGCGCUCUAGUCUCAGGCGCCACGCAUGCCCUGUCGCCGUCUCGUGUCACCCUCCAGGGCAAAGCCGUCGCCUUGGAGCCUCUUGAGGAAUCACACACCGAGGCUCUCUACCAGCACAUUGGCAGUGCCGAGAACGGAUGGAUCUGGGAUUACAUGUUCCACGACCCCCCCACGGAUGUCGAGCAGCUGAGGUCUCGCGUUGCGACCUGGGCCAAGUCCGAAGACACUUUCUGGACCAUCCGAGUCAAGACCGGCCCAACCCAAGGCAUCGUCGGCUACAUCAGCUUUCUGCACAUUGAGCCAGAGCACCGAACUAUUGAAAUCGGGCAUGUCAUGUAUUCGCCGGCCCUGCAGCGGACGACAGCAGCCACGGAGGCGGUCUAUCUGCUGGCACGGUACGCGUUUCGCGAUCUCGGCUAUCGGCGUCUCGAGUGGAAGUGCAACAAUCUGAACGAGCCGUCGAAGAAAGCAGCGACCCGCUAUGGGUUUGUCUUUGAGGGUUUGUUCCGGCAGCACUAUAUAGUCAAGGGGCGCAACCGGGACACCGCAUGGUUUGCCAUGCUGGAUUCCGAGUGGGUGGACGGUGGCCUCGAGAAGGCCUUUGAGCAGUGGCUGGAUGCGAGCAAUUUCGACGAGAAUGGACAACAGAAAAAGAGGCUAGAGGAGUUUCGCGCUGCUGAGUCGAACCAGACGUAG
Molecule: messenger RNA, 720 nt
Organism: Talaromyces rugulosus
Lineage: Eukaryota; Fungi; Ascomycota; Eurotiomycetes; Eurotiales; Trichocomaceae
Exons: 1
Coding region: 1-720 (239 amino acids)
Molecular function (GO): protein N-terminal-serine acetyltransferase activity; protein-N-terminal-alanine acetyltransferase activity
Source: RefSeq, a predicted model, not a curated record